Messenger RNA from Ornithorhynchus anatinus (platypus), 2767 nucleotides. RefSeq names its product polycomb complex protein BMI-1. Gene Ontology annotation, molecular function: promoter-specific chromatin binding. Bases 214 to 1194 code for a protein of 326 amino acids. The transcript has 10 exons. Lineage: Eukaryota; Metazoa; Chordata; Mammalia; Monotremata; Ornithorhynchidae. Gene Ontology annotation, biological process: negative regulation of transcription by RNA polymerase II. Gene Ontology annotation, cellular component: PRC1 complex. The record is from RefSeq and is a predicted model, not a curated record.
GCGGCGGCAGCAGCAGCUCCAGCUCCUCUCUCCUCCGCCCGUUGCCCAUUGACAGCAGCGUCUGCAGCUCGCUUCAAGAUGGCCGCUUGGCUCACAUUCAUUUUCUGCUGAACGACUUUUAACUUUCAUUGUCUUUUUCGGCCGCCCCGAUCGCCCCUCGCCGGCUGGCUUUUCCGGGACCUCCCCCCAGCCCCCGACCCCCAGGGCGCCAAAAUGCACCGCACCACCAGGAUCAAAAUCACCGAGCUCAACCCCCAUCUCAUGUGCGUGCUGUGCGGAGGCUACUUCAUCGACGCCACCACCAUCAUCGAGUGUCUGCACUCCUUCUGCAAGACGUGUAUAGUUCGUUAUCUGGAGACCAGCAAGUACUGUCCCAUCUGCGAUGUCCAGGUUCACAAAACAAGACCCCUUCUUAAUAUAAGGUCAGAUAAAACCCUUCAAGAUAUUGUGUACAAGUUAGUGCCAGGUCUUUUCAAAAAUGAAAUGAAAAGAAGAAGGGAUUUUUAUGCAGCUCAUCCUUCGGCUGAUGCUGCCAAUGGCUCUAAUGAAGACAGGGGAGAAGUGGCAGAUGAAGACAAGAGAAUUAUAACAGAUGAUGAGAUAAUAAGCUUGUCCAUUGAAUUCUUUGACCAGAAUAGACUGGAACGGAAAGUAAAUAAAGACAAAGAGAAAUCUAAGGAAGAGGUGAAUGACAAGAGGUAUCUUCGUUGUCCAGCAGCAAUGACCGUGAUGCAUCUAAGAAAGUUCCUCAGAAGCAAAAUGGACAUACCUAAUACUUUCCAGAUUGAUGUAAUGUACGAAGAGGAACCUCUAAAGGACUACUAUACGCUAAUGGAUAUUGCCUACAUUUACACCUGGAGACGGAAUGGACCUCUUCCUUUGAAAUAUCGAGUUCGACCCACUUGCAAGAGGAUGAAGAUUGGCCACCAGAGAGACGGCCUAAAUAACAGCGGAGAACUGGAAAGUGACUCUGGAAGCGACAAGGCUAACAGCCCAGCAGGAGGCAUUCCUUCCACCUCAUCCUGUUUGCCCAGCCCCAGCACCCCCGUGCAGUCUCCUCACCCUCAGUUUCCUCACAUUUCCAGCACGAUGAACGGAACCAGCAGCAGCCCCAGCAGUAACCACCAAUCCUCCUUCACCAACCGGCCACGGAAAACAUCAGUAAACGGCUCUUCAGCAACUUCGUCCGGUUGACACCUCAGACUUUGGAGUAAAAAUAAAACAAAACAAAACAAAAAAAACCCUGAUUUAUAUAGAUAUCUUCAUGCCAUUACAGCUUUAUAGAUGCUAAUACAUGUGACUGUCGUCCAAUUCGCUUUCUUUUGUAGGGACAUCGAAUUUGGCUAUAUAAAGUGGACUGAGUGGGACGUUCAUUGAAACGAAGGAGUGUUUCUGUAAAGAAUCUCUGGGGAGGCAGAGAAGAUUUUUUUUCCGUGUGUUAGGAAAUCUGUGAAAUGGUUUCUGCAGCCACCGUUUGGACAUGGGAAUCUUCUGCAGUGGAUAUAAGCAUCGGAACAUUGUUGAUCCAGACUAAAGCCUACAUUGCAUUCUCUUCAAUUGUUCUUGUUCUUAUGCUGUUUUGUGAACCCGUAGAAAGCAAGUGCUUUUCAUCUUGAAAUUCAACAAAACGGAAAGAAUACGCAUAGAAUAAUGCAUUCUAUGUAGCCAUGUCACUGUGAAUACAAUUUCUUGCAUAUUAGCCAUUUUGAUUCUUCUGUUGCAUUUUUAUUUCUCUGUUGCUCCGCAGAACCGAUCAAAGGAAAGUAAACUUCAGUUUUACAAUCUGUAUGCCUAAAAGCGGGUACUACCGUUUAUUUUACUGACUCGUUUAAAUGAUUCGCUUUUGUAAGAAUCAGAUGGCAUUAUGCUUGUUGUACGAUGCCAUAUUGGUAUAUGACAUAACAGGAAACAGUAUUGUAUGAUAUAUUUAUAAAUACUAUAAAGAAAAUAUUGUGUUUCAUGCACUCAGAUAUGGUUGUGAAAUUCUCCAAAUUGGUUCGACCCUUGCAGAGAUCCUGCGUGUGAGCCUUCCUUUGCUCAUUCAGCAGGGAGUGUUCUUUUUAUAUGGAUGUCGGAUCCCAACCUCUGCUUCUCCGGAAGCGAUUGGCAAUAUUUAAAAUACCUUACGAGCUUUGUCCUUUCUCAAGCGAUAGAGUUUUGCUUUUAAAUUUCAGCGAUGAAGGAAAAGAACAAAACCAUAAGGGACGAGGGAGUGUUUUACCCAUUUGAUUGCAGUUUUACUAUGGGGUGCGUGAAAUUAUUGUGUUUUAAAAAGCACAUUCAAUCACUACAUUCAUAAAACGUUGUAGAAAUUUUUAAAAAAUCAGCAAGUUGCUGGAUGAAGGCGUUUUAUCUAAAUUUAUUUUAAUAUAUAUGGUACAGUAGUAAUUUCGUAUAAAUUUAACAGGUACUCUAACAUUUCCAAACUACAGAAAAUGCCUUCUCUUUAAAUGCCUGAAAAUAGGAGCGAUUUAUUAUGAGCUUCAAAAGGUAUUAAUUUUAAGUAGAAAGAGCACGUUGAAUUUUAAGAAAAAAAAAAUGAAAGCCCCAACAGUUUUCAGUUUGUGCUUUGCUUUGGUCGAACUUUGUGUGUGUGCCUCACCCAUCCAGUUAUACAUUUGUGAGGGUGUUUAUUCUAUAUGAAUAUUGUUUCAUGUUUGUACGGGAAAUUGUAGCUAAACAUUUCAUUGUCUCCAGUCUGCAAAAGAAGCACAAUUCUAUUGCUUUGUCUUGCUUAUAGUCAUUAAAUCAUUACUUUUGCAUAUAA